Sardina pilchardus (European sardine) is the source of this 9723-nucleotide messenger RNA. RefSeq names its product clustered mitochondria (cluA/CLU1) homolog a (gene cluha). Gene Ontology annotation, biological process: intracellular distribution of mitochondria. NCBI's taxonomy places the organism in Eukaryota, Metazoa, Chordata, Actinopteri, Clupeiformes, Clupeidae. Gene Ontology annotation, cellular component: cytoplasm. The transcript has 26 exons. Bases 196 to 4479 code for a protein of 1427 amino acids. The record is from RefSeq and is a predicted model, not a curated record. Gene Ontology annotation, molecular function: mRNA binding; protein binding.
ACGUGUGACAGCCAAGUCUGGAACUGUCCUUCCUCAGUGGAGUUGUUAUUGCAAUAUCGUACCACAGACCGUACCCUCUGCAUGUAGCUUGCUAACCCCUUUAUCGAGGACAACCGUCAGAUUUCCUUUUCGGCUGAAAGCAACGGAGAUCUGUUGCUAAAUUGUACGCCUAGAGAGGCUAGUGACUGCACAACCAUGGUGAGCAAGACAGAUGACAUCCCGGCGUCAGUUCCAAACUGCAACUCCGUUGAUCCUGCAGAAGGAGACACGCCGGACAGCAAAGAGACUACCAAGACAUCCCUCAAGGAUCCCUGUAGCUGUGCGCACAGUGCCGACACAGCAAUGAUGAACGGCAACGGGGGCCAUGACCACAGCGAAGAGGCCGACUCCAAGCAGGAGGGCAGCGGCGCCGACGCAGACCCCGGCGAGGAGGCCAACGAGCAGGAGGUGAUCGUGAUCCAGGACACAGGCUUCACUGUCAAGAUCCAGGCCCCAGGCACCGAGCCGUUUGAUCUACAGGUUUCGCCUCAGGAGAUGGUGCAGGAGAUCCAUCAGGUCCUCAUGGACCGGGAGGACACCUGCCAUCGUACCUGCUUCUCCUUGCAGCUGGACGGCAACGUGCUGGACAACUUUGCGGAACUCAAGUCCAUCGAGGGUCUACAGGAAGGCUCUUUUCUCAAAGUGGUAGAAGAGCCCUACACAGUGCGUGAAGCUCGUAUACAUGUACGCCACAUCAGAGACCUGCUGAAGAGCAUGGACCCCUCAGAUGCCUACAACGGGGUGGACUGUAACUCGCUCUCCUUUCUUAGUGUCUUCACAGAUGGGGAUCUGGGAGAUAGUGGCAAGAGAAAGAAGAAAGGCAGUGAACUGGAACAGAUCGACUGCACCCCUCCUGAGCACAUUCUACCUGGCAGCAAAGAGCGCCCCCUAGUCCCACUCCAGCCACAGAACAAAGACUGGAAGCCACUGCAGUGCCUGAAGGUUCUCACCAUGAGUGGCUGGAAUCCGCCGCCAGGCAACAGAAAGAUGCACGGAGACCUGAUGUACCUGUAUAUAGUUACCGUGGAGGAGAGGCAUGUCAGCCUCACAGCGUCCACCCGUGGAUUCUACCUCAACCAGUCCACCACCUACUCGUUCAACCCUAAGCCAGCCAACCCCAGCUUCCUGAGCCACUCCCUGGUGGAGCUGCUGAGCCAAAUCAGCCCGGCCUUCAAGAAGAACUUCACCUCCCUCCAGAAGAAGAGGGUCCAGAGACAUCCGUUUGAGAGAAUAGCCACGCCUUUCCAGGUGUACAGCUGGACCGCUCCUCAGAUUGACCACGCUAUGGACUGUGUGAGAGCGGAGGAUGCGUACACAUCUCGUUUGGGUUAUGAAGAGCACAUACCUGGGCAGACUCGGGACUGGAACGAGGAGCUUCAGACGACCAGAGAACUGCCCCGCAAGAACCUUCCAGAACGGCUGCUGAGAGAGCGCGCCAUAUUUAAGGUCCACAGCGACUUUGCGGCGGCGGCCACGCGCGGCGCCAUGGCGGUGAUCGACGGCAACGUGAUGGCCAUCAACCCCGGCGAGGAGACGCGCAUGCAGAUGUUCAUCUGGAACAACAUCUUCUUCAGCCUGGGCUUCGACGUGCGCGACCACUACCGCGAGCUGGGCGGCGACGCGGCGGCCCACGCCGCGCCCACCAACGACCUGAACGGCGUGCGGGCGUACGGCGCCGUGGACGUGGAGGGCCUGUACACGCUGGGCACGGUGGUGGUGGACUACCGCGGCUACCGCGUCACGGCGCAGUCCAUCAUCCCCGGCAUCCUGGAGCGCGAGCAGGAGCAGAGCGUCAUCUACGGCUCCAUCGACUUCGGCAAGACGGUGGUGUCGCACCCCAAGUACCUGGAGCUGCUGGAGAAGACCAGCCGGCCGCUCAAGGUGCAGCGCCACCCGGUGCUCAACGAGAAGGAGGAGCCCGUCCCGCUGUGCUCGUCCGUCGAGUGCAAGGGCAUCAUCGGCAACGACGGGCGCCACUACAUCCUGGACCUGCUGCGCACCUUCCCGCCCGACCUCAACUUCCUGCCGGUGGACGGCGAGGAGCUGCCCCCCGAGUGCCAGCGCCUGGGUUUCCCACGGCAACACCGCCACCGUCUGGCCUGCCUCCGACAGGAGCUCAUCGAAGCUUUCGUCGAGCACAGGUACCUCCUCUUCAUGAAGAUGGCAGCGCUGCAGCUCAUGCAGCAGAAGGCCAACAAGGAGAACAAGGCCGCGGCCCUGACCGACGGCAGCAACACCGAGCCCGAGGCCGCCCCCGCAGACGCCCCUCAGUCCGCCCCCGCCUCCGAAGGCCCCGAGCCCGCCUCUGACGCCCCCACCGAGCCCGCAGCGACCCCCUCCAGCCAGCCAGAGGCCAGCCAGACCCCCGAGUCCCAGCCAGCAGAAGCAGAAACAGAAACGACCACAACAGUAGAAACAACAACAACAGCAACAACAACUACGGCAGCUGAAGCCACAGAGCCGGCCGACACUCUGGCCGUGACCACCAACGGCACCCCAGAGCCCGAGGGCCCCGACGGCCAGGGCAGAGAGUGUGAGAGCCCUGUGGAGGGUAAGGAGGCUGAGGAAACUAUCCCGGGCUUAGCCCAGGCCAAAGAGCUGGCAGAGUCCUUAGCAGCAGAAGACGGAUCCAGUAUUGACCCCAAAAGUCGCGAGGUGGUUCUCAACGCCUGCAAAGCCGUGGGCUCGAUCAGCGACACGUCAUUCGACAUCCGCUUCAACCCGGACAUCUUCUCCCCAGGCGUGCGCUUCCCUGAGAGCAGUGCCGAUGCCAUCCAGAAGCAGAAGCAGCUGCUGAAGGACGCGUCUGCGUUCCUGGUGUCCUGCCAGAUCCCCUCGCUGGUUAAAGACUGUUUAGACCACAGUGCUCUGCCUAUGGACGGAACCACGCUGACCGAAGCUCUUCACCAGCGUGGCAUUAAUGUGCGCUACCUCGGCACCGUGCUGGACUUUGUGGACAAGACUCCUGCAAAAACACAACUCGAGUACUUCUAUAGAAUAGGAGUAAGUGAGUUGGUCACCAGGUGUGCAAAACAUAUCUUCAAAACAUACCUCCAGGGUGUGGAGCUCUCAGCUCUGUCCGCGGCUGUGAGCCACUUCCUCAACUGCUUCCUGAGCUCCUUCCCUGACGCCGUGGCCCACCUGCCGGCCGACGAGCUGGUGUCCCGCCGGAAGAACCGCAAGCGCCGCAACCGAGUGCCCGGCGGAGGAGACAACACCGCCUGGGCCAGCCUCACGCCCAUGGAGCUGUGGAAGAACAUCGUCUCCGAAGCACAAACCUACUACCACUUCACAUUGCACUGUGAGAGUGUCGACCAGGCUGUGGAGAAGUACGGCCUCCAGAAGUCCACGCUGUUACGAGAGAUCUCCGUCAAGACGGGCAUCCAGAUCCUGAUUAAGGAGUACAACUUCGACAGCCGCCACAAGCCGGCCUUCACCGAGGAGGAUAUCCUGAACAUCUUCCCCGUAGUCAAGCACGUCAACCCUAAAGCCUCCGACGCCUUCCACUUCUUCCAGAGCGGACAGGCCAAGGUGCAACAAGGGUUCCUUAAAGAGGGCUGUGAGCUCAUCAAUGAGGCCUUGAACCUCUUCAACAACGUGUACGGAGCCAUGCACGUGGAGAUUUGCGCCUGCCUGCGCCUGCUGGCUCGGCUCAACUACAUCAUGGGGGAUCACCCAGAGGCACUUAACAACCAACAGAAGGCUGUCUUGAUGAGUGAGCGAGUGCUUGGCAUUGAGCACCCCAACACAAUUCAAGAAUAUAUGCACUUGGCUCUUUACUGCUUUGCCAACGGCCAGCUGUCCACUGCCCUGAAGCUGCUGUAUCGUGCCCGCUACCUCAUGCUGGUGGUGUGUGGGGAGGAACAUCCCGAGAUGGCUCUGUUAGAUAGCAAUAUUGGCCUGGUGCUGCACGGUGUAAUGGAGUAUGACUUGUCGCUGCGUUUCCUGGAGAACGCCUUGGCAAUAAACUCUAAAUACCACGGGCUCCGCUCCCUCAAAGUGGCACUCAGUCACCACCUUGUGGCGAGAGUAUACGAGAGCAAGGCGGAGUUCCGUUCUGCACUGCAGCAUGAGAAAGAGGGCUACACCAUAUAUAAGAACCAGGUGGGAGAAGCCCAUGAAAAGACAAAGGAGAGCUCUGAGUAUCUGAAGUACCUUACCCAACAAGCCGUGGCCCUCCAGAGAACCAUGAACGAGAUCUACAAGAAUGGUUCCAAUGCCAGUAUCAUGCCACUCAAAUUCACAGCUCCAAGUAUGGCCAGUGUACUGGAGCAGCUGAACAUCAUCAAUGGCAUCAUCUUUAUUCCUCUGAGCCAAAAGGACCUGGAGAACCUGAAGGCCGAGGUCCAGAGGAGGCAGAUGCUCCAGGAGGCCAGCAAGAGCGAGGAGCCGUCGGAGGAGACUCCCCUGGAGCCAGAGGACUUGCCCGUGGACGAUUAACACCUCUCACCCCUCUUCCCGAAACGCACCCCCCUCCACUGCCAGGGGCAGCCACGAUGCAACAGCCAUCUGCUUGAACCUAUGGACCUGAGAAACUGAAGCUGUCUAAUUUAAAACCAAGAGAAUGAGAGAUGGGAAGGGAGAGAAGGGGGAAUGGGGCCAGGGCAGGAAGUCAGGAAGCGUGUUGUCGUUUUUAUUCUUUCUUUUCUUUUGUGCGGUGGGUAGGAGACGAGGAGUGUGAGAGAAACAAAACCAUGGAGACAAAAAAAAACAGCGUUAAAAUGUGUGUGUGCAAUCCAAAAGGGGCCUGACGGCGGGCCCCUUGAAAGGGAGCAGAAAGUCAGUGUCACUCCGACUCUGCCAGCGUCUCGGUAGCGCCAACAAGGCCGGAGGUGACCACGGAUCGACCAUGACAUUGUAUACCAGAGCCUUAUCCACUGAUCACCCACCCUGCCCUUCCCAAUUCCUGUUUUGUCUGAGCCCAGGACCACUGUACACAACCCUACACCUCCAUUCCCCCCUUUAACACCAACCAAAAUGACACCCCCAGCACCACCUCCGAGAGCCACAGAGGGCCCAGGCUAUCCAAGUCAGUUGCCACAGUCACCAGGUCCCUCUGCCCCCUUCAACACAACUCAGCCUGGCCUAAAACUCAGGUGAUUUUUACUGUGCACUAGGCGAGACUGGGAAAAAGAAAAACACAUACAAAUUUCAUAGAGAUUUCAAAACGAUGUGGGCUCCAGAAUGUAGACUUUUCUCGCCGAGGUCUUGCAGCAAGGCUGUAUCAAUCAACCCCCUCCUCGUUUGUUUCUUUUGGCCCAUCAAGUCCAAAAGUUAGUUGUAAUCCCAAGGCUGCUGUGUUUUUGGCUUAAACAGAUACAGCUUCACAGAUGCAUGUUCUCAUCCAAUCUUUGUAGACUGACAACACAUCUUUCUUGAAAAUGAAUUAUCUUUUUGUAUGAGUAACUGGGAAGGGAAAGAAGCCAUUUUAGAUCUGUCAUUUAUCAAUUAAUUUAAGACAUGUCCAUUUUAUAGAGAAAUAUACUUUAUGUGGAGAGAUGUAAAAAGUCUAUGUCUAUCAGUUUGGACAAGGUACUUGAUUCAUGUUGAUGGAAAUACAGGUUUGAGACGUCCAGCUUGAAUUAGAAUUAUAAACUUGAUCUUAGUGUUCAAUAACACCCGCUUUUUUCCACUAUGAUGGUGUGUGUGUGUGUGUGUGUGUGUGUGUGUGUGUGCGCGCGCGCGCAUGUGUGCGAGCGAGCGGUUGUGUGUGUGUGUGCGUGCGUGUGUGCGAGCGAGCGGUUGUGUGUGUGUGUGUGUGUGUGUGUGUGUUGUGUUUGUGUGCGCAUGUGUGGAGAGGGAUUCACCAGUGACCAGGCAAUGGGAAUAAUGCUACUGCUGCUGCAACAUUUCAUUAUUUCAUUGGGGAUGCCUCAACUUCCCAAAAGUUUAUUUUUAUACAUAUUAAACACCAUUCGGUGGAUGAUAUUAGCUCAUAGCUCAGAACAAAUUGUUUGAUGUUUGGCCUUUGGCUUGAUUAUAACAACAAAACUGCUAACAAUAGAGUGACUUCAAACUUCAAAAUUGAUUUGACGGAAUCAAUUCUAUCAAUUGUACCAUCCCAGCCCUUUGACUGUUUGGCUUGUUGAAGAGUUAGUCAUAAUUUUGACUAGUCAACAGACACCUACUACAUAUUCCUUAGCAGUAUUUAGUGCACUUUCUAAUGCUGUCUUGAACACAUUCAGCACCACCUGAAGUGGAUUGUGAGAUGGGCUGCUUUGACGUUAUAUACCAAAAAAAAGAAAAAGAAAAAAAGAUAGAAUGCCAGAGGUGUAUGUUGGCUUGUAUACAUGCACUGUGUUUCUUCCUGGGUAAUGUCUCAGCUGUGUUUUGUGUGCGGUAUGUGGUUGAAGCAAUAGAGAUGCUGGACCUGGCCUACUCAUGCAGGUUUCUGCUGCACCUUGGUGAAAGACUGAAGGAUUAUCCGAUCUAUUAUUUUCCCAGAAAUAUUUGUGUAUUGAGAAGCAUAGGCUAUGUCAGCAAGAAUGUCCAAGAGAACAGUUACAACAGUAAUUGAUCAUGCCAUGUCUUAUGGUGGGGAAAAAACAUGUGGGACUAAUUUAAGCAAUGUGAGAUUUGUGCCUAUUUGCAGUCUGCUUCAAACCAGAGUGGUUUUGUUUUUUUCUUCGUUCUUGAAAAGGUAAAAGAGUUCCUCUUGGUUUGGAUUUACUGUGUUGAUUUUGUUAUUGCCUCAUCAUUCACCCUUUAUAGUAUCUAUAUGGAAAAUAAUCUUAUGAAGGAGAACAGAAUCUUACCUUCAUCCAGCAGCGUUGUUCACGAAUGUCUGUCUUCUCUUGCAGUACUAUUAGUCACCACAAGGCUGUGCUCAAGAGGUUGUGCUUCCUUGCAAAAUUCAAGGUUACAAAUAAAAGACUUUAAGGGUAUUUCCCAGAUUAGGGGUCAAAUUGGGUUGCUGAAAUUUUGAAAAUCACAAUUCCAAAUUUGACUAAUUGGUAUACAUCAAAUUAAUGGUCCUUUAGUCAGGAGUGACGUUAUGAGCUUGGUUGAGACCAUACAAUAAGGGAAUUUAUUAUUUUUUGCCAUUUUCUUAACUAUGUCAAGUAAAUGUGUCAUUACCAUCACAUCAUCAAAAAGAUAUAAAAAAUGAAGCUUAAAUGAUAAAUCAAUGCUUUUAAAACAUUUUCUGGUUUCUAAUGAAAUCUAUUUCAUCUUUAGCUCAAUGGUAUUGUUGUUUUUUACUUGCAAGAUGAAUUAUAGUCAUUUUAGUAUCUACAUUUCUGAUUCAUCAAUCUACCCUAGUUUUGAAUAUAAGCUUAUUUUAAGGAAAUGCCAUAAAUCAAAACUUUUUUAAUACAGUGAUCAUUUAGACUGUCAAACAUUGUCAAAAUAUAUAAUUGUUGGAUAGUUUUGUAAUUUAUACCUAAUUUAUUGGCAAAAAUAUGUAUGUGAUGGUGAUGACACUGCAGCUCUGGUAAUGACAGUUUGAUGUGAUAAUGACAAAUCACUGAUAGUAAACUAAUACAGUGAUCAUCUAGACUGUCCAACAUUGUCAAAAAUACAUAAUAGUUUGAUAUUUUUGUAAUUUAUACAUCAUUUAUUGCCAAAAAUAUGUAUUGUGAUGGUAAUGACACUGCAGUUCUGGUAAUGACAUUUUGUGGCGGUGAUGACAAAUCACUGAUGGAAAUGUGCUGGUAAUGACUGUGCUGGUAAUGACAUUUUUGUCAAAAAACUAGCUUUCCAAAGCAGAGAUGAUGACUAAGCAAGUGUAGCUAGCUUUCUAUGUGUAAUGUACACAAUUUAACUAUUAAAGUGACAAAAAAUAAUUAAAAAAAUAUUUAAAAUACAGAAAUACAACACGUAUGGUAAUGACGCAUAAUAAGUGUACAUGCCCAACACGAAGAAUAAAGAGUGGAUUUAGUCACUUUUCUGGACAUUAGGGCAUCUGUCUUGCAGCUUGAAAUCCAUGUGCUCCACUAUGAUAUUAUGUUACCAUGGCUACCAAAUACAUUUUUGAUGAAAAAACAGUAGGAAAGUGCCUCUAUGUAGAGUGUGAUGGUAAUGACGGCAAAACCAUGGGACAGGUAUAAAUAGAGCAAAAUAGAGUAUAAAAUGCAUAUAUAUGCUUAAUCUGUGGAUGUAGUCUAUUAGUUCAGGUAACAUUUAAUUCAUAUGCAUACUUUUUUUUAUUAAUUUGUGAUAAAUAAUGUUUGAGAUAUGACGUGACAUCUAAAAACUCUAGUGUGGGACAACACCAAAACAUAGUUUUUGUACCAUAAAACAUCAAUAAAAUGUGUUAAAAUCAUUAGUAUGAGCAACCAUAAAAAAAGUAUAUGCUUGGUUUUGUUUAUACUAAUUAGUGGUGCUCAAAUUUAUUCGAUUUAGUUUGUUUUUCAUAUAAUUACACCCAGGGGACAUAAAUUGACCCGAAUUCUGGGAAAUGCCCUUAAUUAUGAAAAUGAUUUUUAGGAGGUAUUGUAAAACAUAUCUUUGUACCAGUAUGUCGACUGUUUGUGCUAUUCCUGUUAAGGACUGACGAGAACUAAGCUUUGAGGAAGACGUGGAGAUGAAAUGAGCAAAGGUUCUGUCAAGAAUUUGUGAGGGGGAAAACGGCACAUCCUCAAACUGAUCCGCUAGUCAGACAUGUGGCGUCUUGGGGAUGCUCUUCAGUGAUUUCUCUUGUCAUUGAUCUUAGAAUUAAGGUGCUUUUAAAAUUAAAUGCAAAUCCUUUGCUGUGUUUCUCAAUUCUAUAAUUUCUUUUGAUUGUGUAUCUGUAUCUUUUUUAAUAGGCUGCAUUAUGGCCUAUAACAACUGAUUGCAUGAAAAACAUGAUCUCAAAAUAUGUCUAUAGGAGCCUGAUGGGGAAGUAUCUCCAUAGUGGAACAUGUUUUGCGUUUCGAGACAUUUUAAACCAACCAAAUAGUUGUUUCAUUUGAUAAAGUUAGGCCUAGUAAUAUUGAGCAUUUACAAAAAAAAUGAUAAAUUCACAGAUGAUAACAUCUUGUAUUUCAAUUGUGUAAAAGCUAGUGUUGCUGAAUGUUUUGUAUUGUUAAAAAAUAAAACGCAAGCACAGGUAGCCUAAAGUGUAGGCCUAGCCUCUUGUGGACAUGAGUGAAGGGUGUCAGUCAAGAAAGUGCACAGAACAACGCUGAUCAAUUGUGUUAAAAUGUCAUGCUGGGUUUACCGAUGUGGACCGCUGUCCUGUGCAUAUACUUUCUCUGAUUUCUCCAUAGAUAGAGACUAUCCAUUAUCAACGUAAGAGACUGAUGUGACUAAGUAGAUGUGUUAAAACAAAAGAUGUGAUAAAAACGCCUACUUAUGAAAACAACUGGCUUUUUAGCAUAAGACAACCUACAUGCCCCUACACACCUGAAGGACAGCAGCAUACCGUCAUAAAACAGUGUCAGAAGUUUGUCUCCGUGUGCAAUGAAUGGAAUGACGCUGUAGGGCCAUAUACGGUGCUUGUCCAUUACAAUGUCUGCUGCUGUCGAACGCACACUGAUCAUACAAUAUUUUCUGUGUGAUGGAAAAAAAAAAUCUGAAUGAGUCUUUGUUUUGUACGCUACUCAUUUGACAUUUUGUUCUGCCCCUGUAGUGUGCGUCUGCUUUGGUUUCGUUUGCUGUGUGGUUAUCUGUCUGUUGCUGUUUACAAAUAACAACCUAAUUAUUUUUGGUCUGAUUAUGCUUUUGUAUUAAAAGAAAUAAAAAAACGAUUAGCAAGUUGCA